GUGGGGAGGGACCACACCAAGAUAAACAACCAUUUUUCCGUUGAUUCUCCAUUCGCCCCAGUCAAUCAAGAUGGAGACGAAGGAGUGGUCCGAUCUUCCAAAGGAGCUAUGGCCGGCAAUCGGAAAUCGCCUCGACAACCGCCUCGACGUUCUCCGAUUUCGCAGCGUCUGCAAGACAUGGCGCUCCUCCGUCUCCCCUUUUCAACAACCCGUUACCCCUCCUCUGCCCCUCAGCUUCUCUUCCCCUCCCGCCGGCGAGGAUGGCGGAGCUCUGCAGACUCAACCCAAAGCCCUACUCUUUCAAAUCAAAGUCUAUCGGAUGGAAUCGCUCGUCGGCGAAAAACCCAAUUCGUCAAAACCGUGGGUGGUGAAGUUUGAGGAGUCGAGUUCCGGGGACUUGCGAUUGCUGCAUCCAAUCAGUAACAAGCCACUCAGGUUUUCCCCUGCAUCUAACUCUUUAAAGGAAUUCAAUUUGUUGGACUUUAAGAUGGUCGAAUUGCAAAAAUCGUAUAGUCUGCAGUUUAGGAAUAGUCUCAAUGUUGUUACGGCUUGUGUGAACAAAGUGGUAGUCAUGGAUGCAAAGAAGUUGAAUGAUUGUGGUAUUUUUAUGAUUUGCAAUGGCGGAAAGUUGGGUUUCUUGAGAUUCGGGGAUGAGAAAUGGACCCAUGUGGAUGAACAAAACUCACACUAUGAUGAUCUUAUUGUGUAUAAGGGUCAAUGCUAUGUUGUUGAUAGAUGGGGAACAAUUUCAUGGGUCAAUUCUGAUUUGAAUGUGAUCCAAUUUUCGCCUCCGUUAUGUGGGUUUGGCGGGCGAAAGCAUUUGGUUGAGUCUUGUGGCGAUCUCUUCGUUGUUGAUCGGUACCUUGACAAGUGUGAAAUGGAAAGGUUCCCAGAGCACAAUGUUGAGAAUGAAAAUGUUAGUGUUUUUGGCCCUAAUUUUCAAGCUCCUCCUCAUCCUUUCGCCUCUUCUGUUGACGGCGAGGCUGUUGAUUUUAAAGUUUAUAGGCUGGAUCAAGAAUGGGGUAGGUGGGUUGAUGUGAAAAACUUGGGAGAUCAAGUGUUUAUUUUGAGCAAUGAUGGGUCUUUCGCCGUAUCCACCAGAGACGUUGGUAGAGUGAAGGGAAAUUGCAUUUUAUUCACUGAUCAAAAGCUUCCUCAUUUACACGGAAUUGGGGGAUCAAAAAGGUGUAACACUCGCGUGUUCAUGCUAGAGAGUGGCAUCAUUCGGGACGGACAUGCUUUGUCCGCCUUUAACAAAAUGCUCCAUCCACCAUCCAGUUGGCUCCGCCCUGUUCUUGAUUUCCGUCGGCAUCGGCUUGCUGACUGAUUAAUGGAUAUUGCUGACAGCGAUUGAAGACACAUUUUCUGCAUCUCUCGGAGGCGGAAUAUCCAGUAUCCAGUUUCUCAUGAAGAGUGAUUUGUAGAAUCAUCUGCUGUGAAACUAGUGUAAAAUCAUCAAUCUAGUUUAUCCGAUGUGUAAGCAUGCGGUUUAUCGAUGUUAUUGUGGAUGUAUGUAUGCAGAUUAUGCAAUCCGUUUCUUCGUUGAACUCAAAUCUUUACAUGUAAUUGGUAAUGUAAUGCGUUUCUUGAAUAAGAUUCCCCUCCUCACCCACCCC
This is a messenger RNA of Malus domestica (apple), 1616 nucleotides long. Its product is annotated as putative F-box protein At1g65770. Lineage: Eukaryota; Viridiplantae; Streptophyta; Magnoliopsida; Rosales; Rosaceae. The record is from RefSeq and is a predicted model, not a curated record.